AUGCCGGAGGUGUCUUCAAAGGGUGCAACUAUCUCCAAGAAAGGAUUCAAGAAAGCUGUUACUAAAACUCAAAAGAAAGAAGGGAAAAAGCGCAGGAGAUGCAGAAGAGAGAGCUAUUCAAUAUACAUCUACAAAGUCUUAAAGCAAGUUCACCCAGAUACGGGCAUCUCGUCAAAAGCUAUGAGCAUUAUGAAUUCUUUUGUCACUGACAUCUUUGAGCGUAUUGCAGGUGAGGCGUCGCGCCUGGCGCAUUACAACAAGCGUUCAACCAUCACAUCCAGGGAGAUCCAGACAGCUGUGCGCCUGCUGCUGCCUGGGGAAUUGGCUAAGCAUGCCGUGUCUGAAGGCACCAAGGCUGUUACCAAGUACACGAGCUCCAAGUAA
Molecule: messenger RNA, 384 nt
Organism: Capra hircus (goat)
Lineage: Eukaryota; Metazoa; Chordata; Mammalia; Artiodactyla; Bovidae
Product: histone H2B type 1-A
Exons: 1
Coding region: 1-384 (127 amino acids)
Cellular component (GO): nucleosome
Molecular function (GO): protein heterodimerization activity; structural constituent of chromatin; DNA binding
Source: RefSeq, a predicted model, not a curated record